Prunus avium (sweet cherry) is the source of this 1689-nucleotide messenger RNA. The record is from RefSeq and is a predicted model, not a curated record. NCBI's taxonomy places the organism in Eukaryota, Viridiplantae, Streptophyta, Magnoliopsida, Rosales, Rosaceae.
UGGUCAAAGCGGCGUCGUACCUGUGGUUACAAUUUUCUUAGCCUUUCCCGCCGUUUCUCGACAACCAAGCAGGGCUUUUACUAUUCGCUCACACUAGGGCUCUACUCGGCCAUCUCAGAACGUUUCAGAGACAUAAAGAUGGGUUCGAGGGUAAAGGGUCUCUUACUAAUGGGUGGGAAGAUACCAAAUAAGAAGUCAAAUCCUCCAGCAAGAGUUGAAGACAAGAUCAGUAAAUUACCAAAUGAAGUACUUUGUCACAUCCUUUCGUUCCUCCCAACAAAAUAUGCGGUGAGGACCAGCAUUCUCUCUACAAGAUGGAAGAACGUAUGGGCUUUUGUUCCCAACCUAGACUUCAAAUAUGUAGAAGCCAAGUCUUAUUUUUUCAACAGAAAGAAAGACAAGUCUACCUCUGCUGGUUUCUUGACAUUUGUUGAUCGUGUGAUUUCCCUUCGUGGUUCAUCAGAUAUUAAAAAAUUCUGUCUUCAUUGUUCCUACGGUAUUAAGGAUUUUGCUCGUAUUGAUGGUUGGAUUCGAACUGCUAUCCAGCAUAAUGUUGUUGAACUUGAUCUUUGUUUUGAAACAACAGAUAAAGACCUGGCUUUUGAGUUGCCCCAAUUCAUUUUCAUGUGUAAAACACUGGUGGUUUUGAAGUUGAGGUCAAAUUGUAUUACCAAUGCUCCUCCUGCGUCAGGGUGUUUCCUCCUAAGUCUCAAGAUUCUCCAUGUCAGAGUUGAAUAUCCUGUUAAUGAUUCGAUGGAAAAGAUUUUUUCUUGCUGUCCUGUACUUGAAGAUUUGACUAUAGAUGGACUUCUUGGAUCAGAUGAUGUUUUGAAUUUCAAGAUAUCUGCUCCUGAACUAAAGACGUUAAGAUUGAUAUUGCCGCAUAGAAACUGGGUUGGCGAUCAUGAUCAUCAGUACUGUUUUCUUAUUAAUUGUCCAAAGCUUGAAAACAUUGAUCUAAAGCAGGAUAUUUUGUCGAAAUAUUUAUUCAAGAAUGCAAAAUCCCUGGUCAAAGCCAGUCUUAAUCUCUUUAGCCAUGCUGUGGCGGAUCAACAGCCCGACUUUUCUAACCGUGCAAAUGCACUUCUGGCUGGAAUUUCCAAUGUUAAAUAUCUUUCUCUAUCAGCUCAUGUUUGGGAAAGAAAUGAAGAAAAUCUUAGCCGAGGGAUAGACACAUCACUUGUUGAUUAUGGCUCAACUUGCACCGAAAGAACUUUGUGCUAUCAUGUGGGAGGAUGCUGUCAUGUGGGGGCAGCAGCUUUGCAGGUGAAUAACAACUUUGCAGCGCCUUUGCAGAGGAAUAUUGAAGCUUUGGCAGAAGAUGGGAGCACGUGGGAGACAAAAGCCAUGCAAACUUGGCUGGCUUUCUGACUUCAUAGUUGGCCUCAUAAUUUGACUAGCUGGCCUUCACCCGUUGGCUUCUCUAUAAAUUGAGAAGUAUGGCAGCAGCUGAAGAAGUAGAGUAGAGGGAGAGAAACAGCAAGAAGCCAUUCGGCAGAGAGAAGAAAAUUCUCUCAAGUUGUCUUUGCUUUGUAUUUUCAGUUUCUCUUCCUAUUGUAAAUGUGUGAGCUUGGGUUAUUUGGGUCUUUGGGAAAUUGAGUGAUAAACACUGUUGUAUGUUCUCAUUGAUUAUAGUGGAAUACUCCGUCGUCUCCAAACUGGAUGUAGGCAUUGCCGAACCAGUAUAAA